GAGCUUGCAGCGCACUCUACAGCCGAUUUCGCUCUCUUUGAUCGAAAUUUGUCAGAAUUUUCACAUUGAAAAGCAUCUCCCAACGACAAUGAAUGCGGAAAAAUUGAAGAAACUGCAGGCUGAGGUCCGCAUUGGUGGCAAGGGCAUGCCCCGUCGCAAGAAGAAGAUUGUGCACACAAAUUCCGCUGUGGAUGACAAAAAGCUGCAGCUGUCGCUGAAGAAGCUUGGCGUGAACACCAUCCCCGGAAUCGAGGAGGUUAACAUGAUCAAGAACGACGGAACGGUUAUUCACUUCAACAACCCGAAGACUCAGGCUUCGCUAGCUACCAACACAUUCGCCAUCACCGGUCACAGUGAAUCGAAGCAGAUCACGGACAUGCUUCCGAGUAUCAUUUCCCAGCUGGGACCGGAAGGACUCAACCAGCUGAAGAAGUUGGCGAGUGCAGCCGUAGCAGAGGAUGACGAUGAUGUACCGGAGUUGACCGAAAACUUUGAGGAAGCCUCCAAGCAGGAGGUUGAAAAUAUUACACAGAAGGUGCAGGAGAUUCCGGUUUCUUAAAUUGACUCCCUCCCUCUAGCUACUGCGCGCCUCUUCGCUCCGUUUCAACAAUAUUAGUCGUUCCCAUCCCCAUAACAAAAGAUAAGGAUGUGUUUUUUUUUCUUUGUGCGUGCUGGUUCAGCGCUGAAAAUUUCUGCUCGACAAAAAAGUACACAUCUCUGCAAGUCCGUCAUCAUCAGCAUUCAAGGUUGGAUUCGUUUCAAUCGAUCAGCAGGUAGCAUUUUCCAUCCCAUUUUCCGUGUGCCAUCCGGGCCAAGCGAACGGCAGACGAAAACCUUCACUCUCAUGGAGCUCGGGCGCCAGUCGAGUGGUGGUGGUUUCUUCUCGUCGCCGAAUGAAAAUGGGAAAAUCAAUAGCAUAAAACCAACUACAACACUCUGUGACUUGUAAAUAACAAAGAGUAAAACUGAACAAGCAUAAAACAGUGGAAUAACAACAGCAAGAAGCAGAUGAAAAACUUCGUUAUAAAACACAUUUUAAUAAACAAAAAUUGAAUAAAGAGUAGAUUUAAGGAAACAUAAGGAAUCCAAAAGAAUAAA
Ochlerotatus camptorhynchus is the source of this 1098-nucleotide messenger RNA. Its product is annotated as transcription factor BTF3 homolog 4-like. The transcript has 2 exons. Gene Ontology annotation, cellular component: cytosol; nascent polypeptide-associated complex. Bases 89 to 559 code for a protein of 156 amino acids. The record is from RefSeq and is a predicted model, not a curated record. Lineage: Eukaryota; Metazoa; Arthropoda; Insecta; Diptera; Culicidae.